GAGAGCAUCUCGCGAAGCCUCCGCUUAGCCAUCCAUCAGUAGUUUAUUUGACUCCGGCGCCUCGACCCGCUGAACUCGCGACUCCCGAUCCUCCGGUGCGUGCCUAUUUUCGCUCCAGCCGCCGCGGAAUCUCGUCUCCAGCGGCUUAGAAAUCGGAAUUGCACCGCGAAUCGCGACCACUUCAGGCGCCUAGACCCAGUCGGUGCUCGUCGGCCGGUGGACCGCGAGCUGUGCAGCAGUUAUGGUACGCGCGAACGGCGAAUUUCGCGACAUGGGUGCGUGGGUGGUGCUGUCGGUGUUAGGGGUGGUCGGCGCUGCCCUAGGGCAGGCCCUACGCGGAGCUGAUACCGGUCCAUUUUCCUGCAACGGUCGGUCAGCAGGAUAUUACGCAGAUGUUAGCAAAGGAUGUCAGAUAUAUCACAUGUGCGAUGGUUUGGGCAGGCAAUUCAGUUACUCCUGCCCGAAUGCUACUCUCUUCCAGCAGAGGAUGCUAAUUUGCGACCACUGGUACAUGGUGAACUGCAGCAGGGCUACAGCCGAUUACAGCGCGAAUCUGCUGAUAGGCCAGAAAGACAAGCUCUUCGUGGAAGAUUCGGAGAUGAGCGCUUAUUCGAGAACUCCCAGGCCGGAUUUGCUGAACGCCCCGUCGAGCGCUGCGGAGUACAACCUCAUAUACAGGAUAGGUGAAACCAAUUUGUCUCCAAGGAAGUUCGUAGGUGUAGAGAAUAGCGACGAGAGAAGUUCCGAAGAGCCUACUUACUUUCCUCCGAGUCAAUGGUCUACUGAAGCGCCAAAAAGGGAGAACGUUGGCCGACGCAAAUCCGAUCAAAUCGGUUUCGAAAACAGGCAAAAUAAAGCGCUAUUUGGUAAAAACGAUGCAGUAGUGUACAAAUCGAAUUUCAAAGCGACUACCCCGGUGUACCCGCAGAGCGUGGAAGAUACAACCGGCAAUCCCAACAACAUCGGCCUGCAACCUCCGGAUUAUAUCGAAGAAAAUUCGAACUAUCAAUCGCAAUCUUCCGAUUACAGCGACAAAAACUUCGAUCCUAUUUUCGAGUUGUUGCCUCCGAGGUUCGGCAAAGAUGGCAACAACAAGCUCAACGCGAUAUCCAAAUUCGAAGACGACCUGCCGGUGGACGAACCGGAAUUUAGGAACACCGCGAAAUUAACGGAACGUUUCGAUUACGACCAAGAACAAGAUCAGCCUAACAAAGUCGUUGUGAAUUUCCAGUCGAAUUUCAAAGCCACCACGCCCCAGUACCCGUCAUUCGUCGACACUACCAGCCCCGAGCCUGGAGACGUCGGCGUUCUACCGCCCAAUAACGAUAAAAAUAAAGUACGAAACGGUGUUAAUUUCGAAUCGAGGUUCAAAGCCACCACUCCUCAGUACCCCACUUUCGUGGAAUCGACCAGCGCUAAUCCAGUCGACGUGGGUUUGCUACCCCCUCAAAACGAUAAAGACGCUCUAAAGUAUAGUAACAGUCCGUUGUUUGAAUCGAAUUACGAUGAUAACGAGCACGUUCAAUUCGAAUCCAACUUCAAAGCUACUACUCCACAAUACCCGACUUUCGUGGAAUCUACCAGCCCUAAUCCAGACGAUGUAGGGUUGCUACCUCCUCAAAACGCUAAAGAUAGUGUGAAGUACUACAAAGAACCAACGUACGAUGAUAAGAAGCCGAUUCGUGUCCAAUUCGAAUCAAGAUUCAAAGCCACUACUCCACAAUACCCAACGUUCGUGGAAUCAACCAGCCCUAAUCCAGUUGAUGUAGGCUUGCUACCUCCUCAAAACGAUAAAAACAAUGUAAGGUACUACAAGAAUCCAUCGUACCAGUCGAAUUUCGAUAGCAAAAAGGAGGUUCCCGUCCAAUUCGAAUCCAAAUUCAAAGCCACCACCCCGCAAUACCCGACUCGAGUCGACUCCACCAGCCCCAACCCCUUCGACGUCGGCUUGGUGCCCCCGAAACGGGCCGGCGGCGUCGCUUACAAGUCCACCUUCAGGGCCACCACGCCCAAGUACCCGCCGUUCGUCGACGCCACCAGCCCGGAUCCCAGUAACUUGGGCAUCGUGGCGCCCGGUAACAGCGUGGUGAACUUCCACUCGGACUUCAAGGCCACCACGCCGGUGUACCCGAAGCUGGUGGCGUCCACCAGCCCGGAUCCGGGCCAGGCGGGAUUGCUGCCGCCGCAGAACUUCCGCGUCGCCGGCCUGGCGGAGCCCGGCGGAGCCGAGGAGGAGUACAAUCUGCCGGCGAAGCCGUUCGCUCCGCUGGGGCUCCAGGCCGACUACACGGCGGAGGAGGAUCUGCAGGAGUUGCCGGGCAUUCGGCUGUCGAAUUUCAUGAAGUCGUUCAACAAGCAGCAAUGGCAAAUGCUGCGGCAUGCUUUGAAGAUACCCGAGUACGAUUUUCCGCUGGAUGACUUCGUCAGGCCGGGUUACGAUAGCGUGGUGAAUUCGUUCGAACCGAAGGGUAGGAGGAAAUGAUUUUCGUUGGCUUCUAAAGCUGUUGUAAAUAUUGUUAGUUCCUAUACACCGAAUUCCACGAUGGUAUAAUAAUUUAAACGAAAAGUGUGUUACCUACCUAUAUAGUUAUUAUAUCAUCAUCAAUUGUAGCAUUGUCAAUUUCUAAUAAAAAAUUUAUUAAUAAGAAGUUAAUAAGACGCUUUGUUCACCCAAAUAUCUCAACGUUAAAGUUACUGAGUGAAUAUAAAAUGUUUGUUAAUUUUUUUGUAUAAAUUAACAUUAAUCUAGUUUUGUAAAAUGAUUUGAGUUGUAAUUAUUCGAUUUUAAUGUCAUAUUGUAGUAUAUUUAGAUUGUAGGUAUAUUUUAGUUUUUUUUUAUUUACAGAGAUAUAUAACAGUAUGGAAUGUUGUUGGCUUUGUACCUUUUUAAUUCUUAUGGUAGGUAAUUUGGUUUAUAUUUGCUAAUACUUAAUUUGAGUAUGGAUUAUGUAGGUUUAUUUUGUAUGUAUUUCGAGGGAAUGCCAAAUAGGUACUUAGCUAUACGUUAUUCGUAUCAUUUAGCGCAGGAGUAUCUCAUUUUAGGUGCUAAAUGACAUGAAUGUAUAUAAUUUAUUUUACCUACAUCCCAUGUAAAUAAUAAUUAUUAGUUAUUUAUUUUAGACUGUUAUAGUAAAAUUACGUGAGACAAUCUAAUAAGUUUGAAUUUUUAUAUAUGUAAGUUUUUUUAAUAAAUAAAAUAAUUCGAGUAACA
Messenger RNA from Phyllotreta striolata, 3211 nucleotides. The record is from the annotation of a GenBank genome assembly. Lineage: Eukaryota; Metazoa; Arthropoda; Insecta; Coleoptera; Chrysomelidae.